AAUGUAACUAUUAUUUUAUAUUUUUCCAAAAUAGUAGAUCAUAAAAAGAAAAAAGAGAAUAUAGAAGUAAAGGAGGGAGACAAGGUUGUUUUGUGUUUGUUUGGUUUGUGAUGUGUGACGAGGAAACAUUCGUAAAAGCAAAGGUAAGAGGUUUCUUUUUCUUAGUUGAAGUUAGUUGGUUAAUAAGUGUGGUGGGUGUGAGUGGGACGUUCCAUCUUUUUCAGAAUCGCACUCAACCCAACCUCUUCUCUUCUCUUCACUUGUGCUCCAUUCGUUAAUUAGCACACUUCAACUCCUUCCUUCCCCUAAGAACCUAACCUUCUAGCAUCUCAAUGAUGACACAAGAAUCAUCAGAGGUGUUGGAAAAACAUGCAAACUCAGGCUCUCAUGUGAGGGGAAGUAGUGAAUAUGUUAGACUGGUCCUAUCCGAUGAUCCAAGGGCUAUUGAAACUGAAAUAAUCUUGCAGCCUCGAGCGGAAUCAAGAAUUAAAUCUUUCUGGUGGUGGAUGAAAUCCUUUGUUGGGUGCUUUGUCAUUCUUAUACUUGCUUUUGUUCUUAUGAAAUGGGGAGUGCCACUUUUUUUUGAAAAGGUUCUUUACCCAACCAUGGAGUGGGAAGCUGCUGCCUUUGGGCGUCCAGUUCUUGCCCUAGUACUUGUUGCUUCUCUGGCUUUAUUCCCAGUAUUCUUAAUCCCUUCUGGCCCCUCCAUGUGGUUGGCAGGGAUGAUUUUUGGUUAUGGCCUUGGCUUCUUUAUCAUAAUGGUUGGAACAACCAUUGGGAUGGUCCUCCCAUACCUGAUUGGACUACUGUUCCGUGACCGCAUUCAUCCAUGGUUAAAGAGAUGGCCCCAGAAUGCGGCAUUGAUUAGGCUUGUAGGGGAAGGGAACUGGUUCCACCAAUUUCAAGUGGUUGCAGUGUUUAGGGUUUCUCCUUUUCCCUAUACUAUAUUCAAUUAUGCUGUGGUAGUGACAAAUAUGAAGUUUUGGCCAUACUUAUGUGGAUCCAUUGCUGGAAUGGUACCAGAAGCUUUCAUCUACAUCUACAGUGGUCGGUUAAUAAAGACAUUGGCAGACGCACAGUACGGGAAGCAUCACUUGACUACCGUGGAAAUCGUAUAUAACAUUAUUUCUUUCAUUAUUGCAAUUGUUACCACUGUUGCCUUCACUGUUUAUGCAAAAAGGACUCUAAAUGAACUCAAAAUGGUAGAGUUGAACGAGGAAGUUAGGUCUGCUUCUGAGAAGGGUUGCUUUGAGAUGGAGAAGCUUCCCCUUGAAAGGCCUAAGCAGCUAAGUUUGUCAAAAUUUUUGUGAGUGUACAUUCACAUGUUGCUUUAGGAUUACAUUUAUAAUACGUUUUCCUCAUACACCCUAUGAUGAUUUCUGUAACUAGGAUGUGGAUAGAAGAAAAGCAAAAGGUCGAACACAGUUAUACACCAUUUUUCUGACUUCUAUUUACUCUAAAAACUUUUUUCGAGGGGAAUAAUUUGAUUGGCCAGCUGAUUUUUUCCCCUUCGUAUGCUUCUAUAAUGCUUCAUAAUUUAAGAAAAAUGUUAACAUUUAGUUUUAAAAUUAAGUUUAGGCAAUUAAUAAUAAUGUGAUUUUAUUAAAAAAGUAUUUAUUAUAGUUUUAUAUAUUUAAUAAAAUUUUUAAAUGUUUUAACUUUUGCAGCGAAGUCUUUAGUGAUAAUCAAACUCAGUUUUCUUCUGUUUUUUAUUUUGGCCCGAAAGCGUUGGCACCUGAAGAAGUCAUAUUUAUUCUGCUAACUUGGAUACAAGCGUCUCGUUGAUCAGAAGUGGAGUUUGACUCUGCAGUUACAUUUACACCACCAUCCAUUUCCAUCAAGUCCAACAUUUCAAAAUCUAGAGUAGCUUCACUCCUCAAGUGGCGUUACAUUUGAUACGGUGUACAAAGAAAACAAAUCUUCGUCUCCUUUUUAGUGUUCAUAGCACAUUCAUAAAAGAGCUAAUGACGUGUCUAGCUGCUAGCCAUGCUAGUGCAUGAAUAGAACUACUGGCACAUCAUUCAGAACAACUUAUGACCAUUUUACAAAUAGAUUAAAAGAAGUCUCAAGCU
Molecule: messenger RNA, 2072 nt
Organism: Abrus precatorius (Indian licorice)
Lineage: Eukaryota; Viridiplantae; Streptophyta; Magnoliopsida; Fabales; Fabaceae
Exons: 6
Coding region: 333-1310 (325 amino acids)
Source: RefSeq, a predicted model, not a curated record